AUGCGCCCCACCCUAGUGCGACUGGUUCGUAUUCUUCCCCGAAAUCAGCUAGCGCAGGAGCAGGUCGUCAGGGUCAAACCGCUUCCUGAGCCCGUGCGCUCGGACGUGCGAUCACCGAGUCUCAUCGAGGUCCUGCUGAAGCGGAAGGAGGCCGCAGGCGCAGAUUACCCAUCCAAUAUCCGCAUUGAGCCUCCAUUGACGAAAGCAUCUUACAAGGGCGUGCCUACGGAAAUCAGAGCGGACCUGAGAGAAGUAGUGCGGGAACGAUAA
Molecule: messenger RNA, 270 nt
Organism: Postia placenta MAD-698-R-SB12
Lineage: Eukaryota; Fungi; Basidiomycota; Agaricomycetes; Polyporales; Adustoporiaceae
Exons: 1
Coding region: 1-270 (89 amino acids)
Source: RefSeq, a predicted model, not a curated record